This is a messenger RNA of Venturia canescens, 999 nucleotides long. Its product is annotated as invertebrate-type lysozyme 3-like. Lineage: Eukaryota; Metazoa; Arthropoda; Insecta; Hymenoptera; Ichneumonidae. Bases 92 to 571 code for a protein of 159 amino acids. Gene Ontology annotation, molecular function: lysozyme activity. The transcript has 4 exons. The record is from RefSeq and is a predicted model, not a curated record.
GACACAGCCAAGUCCAAGUGGACAGUGUUGUAAAAGUAGGAGCCGGUGACAAACGUGAUUUCUUAUUUCGUUUUUAUUUUAAAACACCGAAAUGGCAGUGAAUAGUGUGCAAUUCGUCUUUCUCGUAGUUUGCUUGUCGGUGUCCUGGACCAGAGCUGAGGACGAAAACACAAGAGCCGCGUCGCUGGUCCAGCAGAAUAUUGACCAAGUGUGUUUCGGGUGCAUCUGCCAGGCUGCUUCGGACUGUGACACGAGUUCCGGCUGCGUGGGUGAAGUCUGCGGACCUUUCCGGAUAACCUGGGCUUACUGGGCAGACAGUGGAAAACCUACUCUGAACAAUGAGCCCCCUACAAAUGAUGGCGCUUGGACACGCUGCGUGAAUGACGCGGUUUGUGCUUCUAGAGCUGUUCAGGGAUACAUGAACAAAUAUGCUCAGGAUUGCAACGGCGACGGAGUUAUAAACUGCGACGAUUACGUUCGAAUUCAUAGAUUCGGAGGCUACGGUUGCAGCGCCCCGUUGGAUCCAAAAUACGAAAAUGUCUACCGGAGCUGCAUGGCGGUUUUCGGCUAAUCAGACAAAUUGAUCAUUCAGAACAGGAGAACGGAACUCAUUUAACUGAAACAUUUCAUUAUUAAUAUUCGAUUUUUAAUGUUCGUCGAAGCUUUACUUUAAACGCAAAACGGAACCGAGAUAAACAUUUUUCAUUAGAUAAUCAUUUGAAAUUUUGUUGAAACUUUUCGGACAAACAGAAAUGCACAAGCUGUGCUAGACAGUACGUCCUCAUACUUUCGAUUCUCUUUGUUUUACUACAUUUAUAAACACUUUUUAUACACAUAAGACGUUGAUAAAAUAAGUCUAUAAUAAUUCUUUUAUUUUUUUAAUGAUACAAUUUGUAAAAAUAAUAUCAUAUGGAGAUGUAUUUACAGAAAUAUUAUACACUUUGAAAGUGGUCUCGUGCAAGAAUGCACGUAAGAAUCGAAUAAAUUUUUCAAAUCCGA